Helianthus annuus (common sunflower) is the source of this 1544-nucleotide messenger RNA. RefSeq lists its product as uncharacterized. Gene Ontology annotation, cellular component: chloroplast. The record is from RefSeq and is a predicted model, not a curated record. Lineage: Eukaryota; Viridiplantae; Streptophyta; Magnoliopsida; Asterales; Asteraceae. The coding region runs from base 12 to 1361 and encodes 449 amino acids. The transcript has 6 exons.
AAAAGAUAAUCAUGAUAACAAGAUUCAUUCUUGCAGGAGACAAACCCCAUCCGCAGGUGUCAACACACAUAUCCCCAUUAUCCUCUUCCUGUUCCAUUCAUCCAUUCACCACCACACCCCAAUUACAAACCCACCCCUGUAAAGAAAACCUGCAACUCCAACACUCUCCAAUGGCGACAACCCCAUUUCUCCUUCAAUCCAAGCUCAAUUCCACUCAUCUCCUUCACCAAACCCUCAAUUCACCCCGAAUCCACUCUCCCCCAAUCAAAUUCCCCCACACCCACAUCACUUUUUCCAAAAAAACCCACUCAUUUUCCCCUAAUUUGAAGAUCAAAUGCUUCUUCACAAACCCCAGACCCCAAAAAGAUCACAUUUUCAAACCAAUUGUUACCGAAAAUGGAGUGAAUCAAGUGAUUUGGCCCAUUUUGAGGUCAAUUAGUGGUUUUAUAAAGGGGUUACAAAAGCCCUUAAUAACAGGGGUUUUGUUGGGGUUGUUGUUGUUGUGUGAUCAGCACAAUGUUGCGUUGGCGGCUUCGGGUGGGCGAAUGGGUGGGAGGUCGUUUUCCUCGGGUUCGUCCACUUCGAGAAGCUAUAGUGUUCGAACCCGAGGGCCGGAUGUGUCGUUUUCGGCACCGUAUUAUGCUCCCACGCCGUUUGGGGGUGGGGGGUUCUUUGUUGGGCCGGCGGUUGGGGUUGGGUCGAGUUUUUUCUUUGUGAUGAUGGGUUUUGCUGCGUUUAUUUUGGUGUCGGGGUUCUUGUCGGAUAGGUCAGAUGGUGAUGAGGGUGGUGUGCUUACUGCUACUGAGAAAACUAGUGUUCUUAAGCUUCAGGUUGGGUUGUUAGGUAUGGGUAGAACACUACAAAGGGAUCUCAAUCGGAUUGCUGAGGCAGCUGAUACAUCUACCCCAGAGGGCUUGAGCUUCGUAUUACAAGAGACAACACUAGCUCUACUUCGGCAUCCUGAUUAUUGCAUUUCUGGUUAUUCCUCUGCGGAUGUAAAGAAGAGUGUAGAGGAAGGCGAGAAACGAUUUAAUCAACUUUCUAUUGAAGAAAGGGGCAAGUUUGACGAGGAGACUUUAGUCAAUGUCAACAACAUCAGAAAGCAAAGUACAACAAGUCAAAGAUCAAAUGGGUUCCGUAACGAGUAUAUUGUGAUUACAAUCAUCGUGGCAGCCGGAGGUGUACAUAAACUGCCGCCCAUCAACAGCAGUGCGCAAUUAAAGGAAGCCUUGCAAAAACUGGCGUCUAUUCCUUCAUGCAGAAUUAUGGCAGUCGAGGUGUUAUGGACCCCACAAAAUGAAAAUGAUACUCUUUCAGAGCGCGAAUUGCUUGAAGAUUAUUCUCUGUUGCGCCCUCUAUAGGCAAGCUGUUAUGAUACUUUGUACAUAAUAUGUAGGCAAUGAAUGAUGCAGUUAUCCCAACACAAUUUUCGAUAUGGGUUUUAUACGUUAAUGUGUGCUAUCAAAUAUGUCACUGAAAUAAUAUUAACAAAUUUUGUGGUUGUAUGGUAUGUUUUAUAGCAACAAGAAAGAAAGUUUAGCUUA